AUGUCCUGGCUUGUUAUUUUUCAGAUCUUCCUAGCAGUGGCUAAUUUUGAGCAGAAUGACAGGGGUCAGGAGUUCUCUGUAAUAUACAAGUGGAGCCGCAGGAAAGAGAAAUUCAUCACCUACCAGAGGAUCACCACGCACAGCGCUAGGGACUGGGAGGCAUUUGUCAUUGAGGGAGAGGCUUUCCUCGCAGUGGUCAACCACAGAGAAGGGAAUAACCACAACAUAGACAGUGUGAUAUAUAGGUGGAACCCCAGAACAGGAUUGUUUGAAACCAAUCAGACCAUCCCUACCUCUGGAGCCUACGACUGGGAAUUUUUCACCAUCGGGCCGUACUCCUUCCUGGCUGUGGCUAACACGUUCAAUGGCACAUCCACUAAGAUCUAUUCGCACAUCUACAUCUGGCUCAAUGGCUCUUUCCAGCUCUUCCAGUCUAUUCUGACUUUCGGUGCUGCUGACUGGGAGGUCUUUCGUAUCGGCAACAGAGUCUUCCUGGCUGUUGCGAACAGCCACAGCUAUGACAGCGGGAUGCCGGCACCCUCUAACUUCUACGCCAUCAACUCCUCCAUCUAUGAGCUAAACAUCACUGCCCAGAUGUUUGUCAAAUUCCAGGACCUUCUCACUUACAGUGCCCUGGACUGGGAGUUCUUCUCGGUCGGAGAUGACUCUUUUCUGGUGGUAGCAAACUCCUUCGAUGGCUUCACCUUCUCUGUUAACAGUAUUAUCUACAGGUGGCAAGGCUAUGAAGGCUUCGUAGCGGCUCACCACCUCCCCACUGUCGGCUGUAGAGACUGGGAGGCAUUUCACACCGCCGAGGGCUCCUAUCUCCUCUACUCUAGUGCCAAGGAGCCGCUUUCCAAGGUGCUCAAGCUGAAAACCACCUGA
Messenger RNA from Phaethon lepturus (White-tailed tropicbird), 885 nucleotides. RefSeq names its product thrombospondin-type laminin G domain and EAR repeats (gene TSPEAR). The record is from RefSeq and is a predicted model, not a curated record. NCBI's taxonomy places the organism in Eukaryota, Metazoa, Chordata, Aves, Phaethontiformes, Phaethontidae. Gene Ontology annotation, biological process: signal transduction. The transcript has 5 exons. The coding region runs from base 1 to 885 and encodes 294 amino acids.